Molecule: messenger RNA, 3138 nt
Organism: Apiotrichum porosum
Lineage: Eukaryota; Fungi; Basidiomycota; Tremellomycetes; Trichosporonales; Trichosporonaceae
Exons: 17
Coding region: 1-3138 (1045 amino acids)
Biological process (GO): protein phosphorylation; transmembrane transport
Molecular function (GO): ATP binding; protein kinase activity; transmembrane transporter activity
Source: RefSeq, a predicted model, not a curated record
AUGUCGUCGCCACCACCAGCAACAAUACGAAACGAUGACCUCGAGACCGGUGACUUGAAGCUCGAGGAGACUGGCCAUGGACCUCAACUUCCAGAACCGCAGGCCGACUCCAAGUCGGAGGACGCUGUGACCACUGCCACCGAGCCAGUGGAACCAUACACUAUCUUUACAGACCGCCAGAGGUGGCUCAUUGCCAUCGUGGCCGCUAUUGGGGCUACAUGCUCACCGAUCUCAUCCAACAUAUACGUCCCCGCCAUCCCCACGCUCGCAGAUGCGUUCCAUGUCUCUGAGGAGAAGAUCAACUUGACAGUGACAGUGUACCUUAUCUUCCAAGCAAUCACCCCAGCGUUCUGGGGUGCCGCAGCGGACGCCUACGGCCGGAGACCAGUUUUCAUCGCCACCGUCCUCAUGUUCACACUAGCCUGCAUUGGGACAGCACUGUGUCCGACCUCGGACUACUGGUUGCUGGUCCUGAUGCGAAUCCUCCAGGCAUCGGGCGCCAGCGCGACCAUUGCCGUUGGCGCUGGAGUCAUUGCCGACAUGGCUCUCCCGCAUGAGAGGGGCAAGUUUCUCGCCGUGUUUAAUGUCACGUCAACGUUUGGGCCCAGCAUGGGGCCGCUGCUUGGUGGUGUGUUUGCCUACACGCUCGGAUGGAGGUCAAUUUUCUGGUUUCUUACCAUCAUGGGCGGCGUCGUGCUUGUCCCCAUGGUAUUGGCGUUUCCAGAGACACUGCGAUCUAUCGUUGGCAACGGAUCGCUGCCUCCUCCCAUCCUCAACUGUACCCCGCAGGCCUGCAUCCGUCGCCGACGGUCAGAGAAGGAGUAUGCACAAGGAGGGCUGGGUAGCGACGCUGUUGCACCACUACCUUAUAAAAGGACAAUCUUCUCCACCCUCCUGGACCAGAUCUAUCACUACUCUGAAAUCAUCAUUGGCGUGUGCUACAUCUCCAACGGCGCCGGUGUGGCCGUGGGCGGCAUCGCGACCGGCCGACUGAUGGACAAGAUGUACAACAGGGAAAAGGUCCGUGUCGGCGGCGACCAUCGCACGACGGACGAGUUCCGUCUUGAGUGGGUACGCCUGUCCAUCCUCCCUUGGCAUGCGGGUAUCCUCAUCGUGUCGUCUAUUGGACUCGGUUGGAGUAUGAAGUAUCACGUCCACGUCAGCGUGCCGCUCAUCUUAAACUUUAUCUUUGGUAUCGGCACGGGGUUCCUCGCUGUCACGACCAUCUUUGCCUUGGACCUGUUCCCUGGUAAAGGAGGUGCGGUUACUGCAUCAUUCAACCUCACGCGAUGCCUGUUCGGUGCGGUGGAAGUAGCCACUGUGCAGCUCAUCAACAAGGCGAUGGGUGCCGGGUGGAUGUUUGUCCUCCUUUCUGGAAUCUGCCUGCUGGCCACGCCACUGCCAUUGCUGGUGGAGGGAGGCGGAAAGCAUCACGUAGCCCAUGUCCGCCUCGCCACCCACAUUGUGACGGGUCACCAAGCGGCGUGCAAGAUUCUCCCCGCCCUCCACGGCCAUCCUGGCAUCCCCGUCGACUGGAACGCCACUCUUGACGCUAUCGAGGCGCACAAAGAGAUGGUCCUGCUCAAGGCGUUUGCUGGUGCCAAGCUUGCCGGCGUCGUGAGGCUCGAGGGCGUCUUGGAGGAAGGUGGAUGGACCUACGUCUUCCUCACCCUCUAUCCACAUUCCCUCUCCUCUCUCGCCCACCCAGUGCCGGAUGUAACCAUUGUCCCGUUCUUCCGCAAGCUCCUCAGUGCCAUGCACACCCUCCACAUGUUGGACAUUAGCCACGAGGACAUCAAGCGCUCCAACGUUCUCCUCGACAUCCGUGGCAAGGACGUCCAUCCCAUCCUGGUGGACUUUGGAUUCAGCCACUUCUGGCCCAACAACACUCGCGGUGUUCGCAGCCUGGGGGGUACAUUUGACUACUCAAGCCCUGAAAAGGUUGCAGAUGACCGCUACGAUCCUCGAGCCAACGACGUGUGGUCACUUGGUGUCCUCCUCAUAAAGAUGCUGGACAUCCCCCACCCCUAUGUUGACCGUAACGACCCCAACGAGACUACCAAGAUGGCCAAGCGUCGUAUCGUCGACGGCGACGCCAGGUGGCAGUGGCGCGACAUUGACAUGGUCCCCGGCGGCCGUGCCGAGCUCAUCAUGGGCAUGCUUGAGCGUGACCCCCAGAAGCGCAUGACUAUCCCUCAGGUGCUCAACCACCCGUAUCUUGAUGACCCCGGUAUCAUUCCCCCGGCCACCAUCCCUCCCAUGCGUCUCACGUCCAAAGUUUCCCGCCCAGUCUCACAGGCUGUGAUUCAAGAUCUCUGCUUCCUUGCCCAUAUUCAAGGCAGGUUCGUCUUGUGUGAGACGUCCAAGAAGGUCGAGCAGCGCCUCUACGGUCGUGAGCCCUGCUGGGAGCAGCGUUGGGCUGUCAUUCUCGAUGAAUGGGAGCAGCGUGCCGAAAUUGACUGGGAGGACCUUCCCGUCAUCCCAGAACGCAAGUCCAAGAGCCUCCCCACUCGCCUUCGUCCCAUUCCCAGUCUCCGCCACAUCCACCUCUCGCCAGUUCACACACCGCAGGACCAACCCGCCACUGAGGACUCUGCGAUGGACGUGUCUACUACCGCCCACCAGACCCCUUCCAAGAGGGCCACUCCGGACAAGGAGAUUGUCACUCCCCCUCCUCCUGCGACCCCAAUUCCGACCACCAAGACCAAGUCCCGUAUCAAGGCCAUGAAGGGCAAGAACGAGGCCGAGGCGCCUACUCCGACCCGCACCGUCCUUGCCGUCACUCGCACUGUCAGGGCUGCCGUCGGCGGCGAGGUUAAAAAGGUCAUGGGUCCCAGUGCGUUUGGUGUUCGCUCCAAGCGCCCCAACACGGUGUUCCCCAACAGGGCUGGUCAGACCAAGCCCGACUCCUCCGGCAGCUCGACUGCGGUCGACUCCUCGGUUGGCGUCUCGGGGGCUAAAUCCGCCAUCCCUAGCCGUGUCCCCAGGCCCAAGAAGAACUCUGCUGCUGUUACCAUUCAGAAGAAACGUCUCCCCCCUCCUGUGCGUCUGUCUCCUCCCGAAAAGAAGCUGCAGGCACUCGCCCUCGGUCCCCCGGACCAGGCCCAGCCUCCCCGUCGUUCGCCCAGGUUCGUGUAA